AUGGAACACAUCAGACAGAAAAGCCACAAGAAACAUCCAGACUUCCCAAAGAAGCCCCUGACUGCUUACAUCUGCUAUUUCAAGGAGAUGCGGCCCCACUACUCCCAAAAGUACCCCAAACUCAGCAACCAAGAGCUCACCAAAAUCCUAUCUGGGAAAUACAAGCAGCUCCCAGAGCACAUGAAGCAGAAAUACUUCCAGGAUUUCCAGAGGGAGAAGCAGGAAUAUGAGGAAAAACUGGCUCGGUUCAGGGAAGAUCACCCUGAUCUGGUCCAGGACUCCAAGAAAUCGGAUUUCUUCAAGAAGGGCCAAGCCCAGGCCUCCAGGAAGUCUCCGGGAAAUGGGAAACAUGUGAGGUCUCCUCCAGAGAGGUAUGGCUUGUCCAGGAAGCUGGUCUUCCUUGGAGAGCCCAAGAAGCCCCCUAUGAACGCAUACCACAAAUUCCACCAAGAUUUGUGGGGCAGUCCAGAGCUGCGAAGCCUGCACCCGAGGGAGCGCAUGGUGGAGGUCAGCAGGCACUGGCAGCGUGUUCCACAAAGCCAGAGGGAGCACUUUACCAGACAGGCGGAGGAGCUGCAGAGACAGUACAAGGUGAACCUGGACCUCUGGCUGCAGAGUCUGUCACCUGAGGAAUAUGCUGUCUACAAAGAAGCCAACUAUGGCAAGGGGAGGAAUAUGCGCAUGACCGGAGGCCCAAACCCCAACUUCAGACAGGGGUAUCUGCAGCCCACAUCAAUAAGGAGUUCCCAAGAAGCACCUAUAGAGAAGCAGAUGAUGCAGGCUCUUGGGAAAGAUCACUCAGGCAUAUUGAGGUCGAUUCUCCUCCCUCACAGCGAGCAGACGUGGAUGUGGAGGAAGAUGGAGAAGAGGAUGAAGGCAGUAACUCUUCAGACUCUGUCAGUGAGGAUGAAGAUGAGGCUGCAGGGAAGAUGGGGAUGA
Oryctolagus cuniculus (rabbit) is the source of this 939-nucleotide messenger RNA. RefSeq names its product upstream-binding factor 1-like protein 1. The record is from RefSeq and is a predicted model, not a curated record. NCBI's taxonomy places the organism in Eukaryota, Metazoa, Chordata, Mammalia, Lagomorpha, Leporidae.